This is a messenger RNA of Cetraspora pellucida, 321 nucleotides long. The record is from the annotation of a GenBank genome assembly. NCBI's taxonomy places the organism in Eukaryota, Fungi, Glomeromycota, Glomeromycetes, Diversisporales, Gigasporaceae.
AUGUAUCUUGUAUCAGGUCUCUUUAAAUUUUCAAUAUCUGGCAAGAUGAUUAUUGAAGCAACUGAUAUCAACUAUUUGAGAACAUCAACUAUUACUCAUAGUGCACAUGAAAAUUACUUUUCAACAAUUUCUAAUACUUGGUCAAUUAUUAAUGACAUUGCCAAUGAUAUUGAAUCUGCUUUAACCCAAGUUCUGAAAGUUGAUAAACCUAUAAUUGCCUUGGUUAACUGUAGUGCUGCCACUGUUCUGGACCUAUCAAAAAAUACAGCAACCAUUACAAAUUCUGAUGUGCAAAGUGAUUCAUCAUAUAAGAAAAAUUAA